Pseudocercospora fijiensis CIRAD86 is the source of this 2091-nucleotide messenger RNA. RefSeq lists its product as uncharacterized. Gene Ontology annotation, biological process: nuclear-transcribed mRNA poly(A) tail shortening. Gene Ontology annotation, cellular component: cytoplasm; CCR4-NOT complex; nucleus. The record is from RefSeq and is a predicted model, not a curated record. NCBI's taxonomy places the organism in Eukaryota, Fungi, Ascomycota, Dothideomycetes, Mycosphaerellales, Mycosphaerellaceae. Gene Ontology annotation, molecular function: poly(A)-specific ribonuclease activity; protein binding. The transcript has 2 exons. Bases 1 to 2091 code for a protein of 696 amino acids.
AUGUUCAACAACCACAACCAUCGUCAGAAUCAUGGCAUGCUUAACGGGAGCGCGGCGCACCACAAUUUCCAGCCGCAGGUGAACUUGAGCAAGGCUUUUCAGAGCCAAUCGCAAGGCCAGCAUCAAGGUCACCACGUCAAUAGCCAGCACAAUGACCACAGCGGACUGAGCGGGCACACCAACAACUUCGGAAACCACCAGCACACCAUCUCGGCAAGCACGCUGUCAAACACGACUCCUCACUUUACACCUGCGCACCUCACCAAUGGCACACCAGACAAUUCGAACGUACCGAAGCCGAUGAACGAGCAUUGGGCGACACAGAUCCAAGAAUACCAGAAAAUGAGGAUGGCGGAUCAGAAAACACACUACUACGCGAGAACAACGCCGUCCGUGAGCAGAUAUCCUGGACAGUCUAAUGGGUCCAAUGCAACCCAGCAGAAUGGCGAGGAGAACGGCGAGAGGCGGCGCAUAACAGAUGAGUCGGAAGACAUGGGUACAUGGGAUGCUAUGGACCUGUGCGGCCAAGGCCUGAAAGCCAUUGCACCUGCACUGUUCCAACGCUACCCAAGGCUGAAGAAGAUAUUCCUGGCGUGGAACAGCCUUCGAGCGAUACCUCCUCAAAUUGGGCAAAUGCGCUUUCUGACAGUUCUUGACCUCUCCAUGAACAACCUCUCAUACCUACCACCGGAGAUUGGUAUGCUCACGAACUUGAAGAAGCUUUCACUCUACGACAAUCACCUUGACGACCUGCCUUUCGAGCUUGGCUUUCUCUAUCGGCUAGAAAUGCUUGGCAUUGAAGGCAACCCAAUGCGACCGGACUACAAGGAGCGGCUCAUGGAACACGGAACACAAGAGCUAAUUCGCUAUCUCCGGGAGCAGGCACCAACUCCUGAUCCACCGACUGACCGAGCCUGGAUACCGCUAAUUGAAGAGCAAUCGGACGGAACUGAUACAUUCAGCUUGCUCAGCUGGAACAUUCUUUGCGACAGGGCUGCAACCGCCACGAUGUAUGGCUAUACACCUUCUGAAGCAUUGUCAUGGCAGCGAAGGCGGGCUAUGAUCCUGGACGAGCUGCGAGGACGACAAGCAGACAUCAUGUGUUUGCAAGAAAUGGACAUGGAGAAUUACAACGAGUUCUUCCGACCCAAUCUGGCAUCUGAUGACUACAAGGGCGUCUUUUGGCCGAAGUCGAGAGCGCAAACCAUGCAGGAGAGAGAGGCCAAGGUGGUCGAUGGAAGUGCAAUUUUCUUCAAGAAUUCCAAGUACAUUCUACUUGACAAGCAAUUGAUCGUCUUUAGUCAAGAAGCCAUAAGGAGACCUGACAUGAAGGGCGAGCACGACGUGUACAACCGCGUCAUGCCACGAGACCACGUAGCAGUUAUUGCUUUCUUGGAGAAUCGCGCGACCGGUUCGAGAGUGAUUGUUGCAAACACGCAUCUCACUUGGGAGCCUUGGCACAGCGAUAUCAAAAUCGUGCAGGUCGCCAUCAUGAUGGAAGCAAUUGCUCGAUUUGCCGAGGGAUACUCCAAGUGGCCACCGUGCAAAGACAAGGAAGUCUUCAAAUACGCAAACGAAGAUGGCAUGGACGAUUCAAAUCAACCUCCGCCUGCGCCAGGACCAUCUUUGAAAUACGACGAGAGUACUCACAUCCCAUUAGUGGUGUGUGGAGACUUCAACUCAACGCGCGAUUCUGGAGUCUACGACCUCAUAACACAAGGUUCGCUGUCGAACUCACACUCCGAACUGGGCGACAACAAUUAUGGUGACUUCACACGCCACGGCAUGAGCCACCCAUUCAGCUUGAAGUCGGUGUACAGCCACAUUGGUGAACUGCCGUACACCAACUACACGCCGGACUUCCGACAAACGAUCGACUGGGUGUUCUACUCCACCAACUCCGUGCAGGUAAACAAGGUUCUCGGAGAGCCGGAUCAGGAGUACAUGCGACGCGUACCAGGAUGGCCCAACCACUACUUCCCCAGUGACCAUCUGCCAUUGGUCAUGGAACUACAAGUCAAGGAGCGUAAGGAGCGAAAACAGGUCGAGACAGACUUUGGUGCAUCUCGAAAGGCGGGUCACAACAAUUAG